Molecule: messenger RNA, 3904 nt
Organism: Bemisia tabaci
Lineage: Eukaryota; Metazoa; Arthropoda; Insecta; Hemiptera; Aleyrodidae
Source: RefSeq, a predicted model, not a curated record
UUGAAAAUGUUGGAAACAGACAUUCCCUCACAGUAAAUGACGGGGGCAUAACGAUCCUUUAGCUGUUUUGAUGCUAAAAGUAACUAUUUAGAGAGAAUUAAAUUGAAAAGAAGGAGAUGAGCUCUGCCAUUUAAAGGAAAACCGCCGUAUAAUAGUGAGGAUGUUCCCAUUUGCCUAUGAAACAUCUGUUUUUCAGGAAAAUAAUGGAUACUUUUUCUGAAACUUUUGGGAUACUGUGGAUGAAAUUGCGACUGAUCUUCUCUGAAAAAGUGGGAGAAAAAUAGGGUGGAUCGAGGUUAAGGGACGCACAUUUCGUGGAAAGCCAUUUUUUCUUGGACUGAGUCACUUUUCUUUUCGACGAAAAAGUAGUGACACAGCUACUUCAAAACCCUUAGGCAUAAUUUGUGAUGGUUAUCUGACUUUAAAAAUGUCACCGGCGAUCGUAUGGAUACUUUUCAAUGAAACUUAAUUUUUGCAGUCGUUUCUAAAAAUAUUUUUAUAUUCAAUAUUCAAGAAAUGCGUAUUUCUUCAUGAAAAUUUAGACAGUAGACGAUGUAGUUCUACACACACGAGUGGCAUUGUAUUACACAUCUUAGGGGAAAAGGUCAUUUGAAGAUUAAACAGUUUCGAAUGAGAAUCUGCUUGUUACCACGAUAGUUUAUAGGAAUUAAGCAUGUCGCGGCGGCAAAUUAAAACGCCUUCAAUAAAUUGAAUAGGCACACCGACCUUUUAAGAGGUCGAUCACGCCCAACAGCACAUAUAAGUUUUGUGAAGUAAACCAUUUAGUUUUUUGGGUAGAUUUUUUGCGAUUAAAAAAUUAUUUAACUUUGAUUAAUUAAUUUGAACAAUUGUCCGGUUAUUCAGAUCAUAUUUUGCGUAAAAUUUUCCGUAAAGCAUGAAAAAAGAAUAGUUUUCAAAGAAAUGCGUAAUUUCUUCCAGAAACUUUGGCAACAUGUAGAUGUUGUUCUACGCACAAAGAGUGGCAUCGCAUAAGACAUCUUAUGCGAAUAAAGGUCAUCGAAGAAGAAACAGUCUCUAAUGAGAUUCUGCUUGUUACCACGAUAAGUCAUAGAAAAGCAUGCCACGAUGGCAAACUAAAACGCCUUCAAUGAAUUGAAUAGGCACACCGAGCUUGUAGGAGAUCGAGUGGUAUCACACCUAUCAGCACAGAUAAGAUUUUGUAUUGUGAAACCAUGUCAUUUAUUGGGUGACUUUUAAGGCAGUUGACAAAUUAUUCAGCUUUGAUUAAUUACUUUGAAUAUUUUUCUUUAACGCUCGAGUCAAAAACCGUAGGGUGAGGAUUUUCGGGCACCUCAAGCGGUAAAAACCUCAAAAUUCUUAAAAAAAACGAGUAUUUUAUCAUUUUUUGUUGAAAAGUUACAUAGAUAUCGACCUAAGCAAGCCAAAGGUUGUCUUUUUUCAUUAUCUAUCCAACAGUGAGUCAACUAGUAGGGGUUACCAUUUAAAAAAAUAGGGCUCCGUGGCCCCCCUGUAGAAGGCCCCCAAAAUAGGAAGGGAGAGGUUCAUAAAGCAGUUUAUUUUGACACAGGAACCCUGCCAAAAGUUCAAGUUUCUAUCUCAAUUCGUGCAAAAAAUUUACAGGGGUGUCCUACAACUUUUGGGUCACCCUAUACACACAUACUGAAAAUGAUACUUUCCAAAAAUGCUGGUUAUUUUUUUCAGCUUUUUAAGUACAUGUUCAUGCUAGCAAAUGAAUGAAAACACUUUAAAAAAAUGGCUUAAUUUAGGCUGCAAGUAUUAUUGAUAACAGGGUUAAUUUCGAGCACAAUCAAUAUCACUUAAGAUAAGAGAGUAGUACUUAGGGGAAAUACAUACAAUUUCUGCUACAGAUAGUGAAUAAAGACUACCUACCAACAGAUAUGGGCAAAUAACUUAUACAGACUCUAGUCUAGUCUAUACUGACUCAGUUAACACUGAUUAAAAAUUUAGUUAAAUAUCAUCCUGAAAGCCUGUAUAUACUUUUUUGUUCUUAAACCUUCUUUUUUUGAACCACUUAGAAUUUUCUUGAGCUUAAUUUCAGGUGGUUGAUGUGCAAGGACGAUCUUACAGUAUAUUUAAAUUAGAAAGAACUACAGCUAGCGGACAACAGUUAUGGAUUGGUUGAAUAAAAAUAAAUUGAGGAGAGUACUGCAAAAACAAAUACCUCACUUGUCAGAUGAUGAUAUUCUCUCUUACAAGGUGGAGGAAGAAUCAUCGAAAGGAAAUAAUUACAGCAGCAGAAUUUUCAGAAUUGUGGUGCAUAUGAAAGAGGAGGGGACAAGUCAACCAAAAUACCUAGCAUUGUUUUCAAAGGCUGUAAUUAACAACGCUUUUGGGAGAACACUGAAAGAGACAGGAAUUUUGGCAAAAGAACAUCUAAUCUAUGACUCUAUUAUUCCGAAAAUAAAUGCAUUUUUGGACAAUGAUUUUGUCUCGCCAAUUCCCUACCACUCGCCACAGCUAGGCACAAUAAUCCUAGAAGACCUUUGUGAUAAAGGGUACAAAUUAAUUAACCGAAUCGAGCGGCUAGACUACCCAAAGGCUGUUUUGGUGUUAAGAAAAUUAGCUAAACUUCAUGCUGCUUCAGUGGCCUUGCACAAAGUGGAGCCAGAAUUGGUUGAAGAGGCUGGAAAAGAAAUUGGGCUAGAUGAGACGUUCAAAGAGCAGUUUGUUACAUUUUUGGAUAAUGCAUUAGCAUUAGUUGCUGAUCGCCUCGUUAGGUGGAGUGAGAUUGAAGACCAUCAAAAGUAUGCUCAGGGUAUUAGAAACGUACAAAAAACUUUCUACACUAAAAUGUUAAGAGCCAGAGAGAUACCUUCGAAGAUGUUACAUGUUUUAAACCAUGGUGAUUUAUGGCUCACCAAUAUCUUGUUCAAAUUUGAUGAGAAAAAUAAUUCUGUCAAAGAUUGUAAGUUUGUUGACUUUCAAUUAAGUUUUUAUGCUUCCCCUGUGAUUGACCUGCACUAUCUACUUGCAGCAAAUGUGCAGUUUCAUGUGUUUGAAAAUUCUCAAGAGGCUUUGUUACAAGAGUAUUUGCAGGCUUUAAACACAUUUUUAAUCGAAUUCAAUACAAAUGUAACUCUAUCUUAUGAGGAUCUGAAAGCUGAGUAUGACAGAACGCAAAUUGUCAGCUUCUACGCAGGCAUUGUGAUACUCAUUCCAGUAUUAGCAGAUCCUGAACAAGCAACAGAUUUUUCAAAUUAUUCCGAUGCAGAAAUGGAAGAGACAUCUGUAUUUGAUGGUAUUGUCGACAGUAAAUAUUACAGAAAGGAACUUCCAAAAUAUUUGAAAUAUUAUAAAGAUAAAGGAAUUUUGAAUUAAUUUCAAGAAAUUAAAUGAAGUAUUUUUGUUUUACUUUUACUGAUCAAUGAAAAAACUGAAAGUAGCUGGUGAUUUGAGGUGGAGUUACAAAAUAAAAAAUACCUGAAAUAGGAAUUUUCAUAAAAGUUCAGAGAAUUUCUCCGUUGUUUGUGCAGUCAUAAGAAUAAAAAUCAAGCACUUUUUGAAGAACUUUAAAGCAUAAUUCGAAACCAUUUUCAUAAUUUUUCCUUGGAUGCACCGUUAUCUCCCUAAAGCUUUGAAUGGUUGCGCAGUGGGGAAAUGAAGCACUGCUGCGUAUAUCAUUGGGAACGCUAGGAGUCUGAGAUUUUUGGCCCCCUUUGCAGAAAAUUCAUUCAUAAUCGCGAUCUUUCCAAAACGUCUAAUUGAUGUCAGAUACUUUAUUGUUUUUCAACAAUAAGCAUUUAUCAAAGCCAGCAGGUAAAGGGUAAAAUUCAAAAACUUCUCAAGCCCCUUCCCAAACGUUGAGCACUAUUAAGGCCUUAAAAUUUUUUUUUAAAAAAGAAGAACAAUCACUUUUUAACCGCACUGACUAUGUCUUAUUUUGAAAGGCAAUUGACCAAAU